CUGGUAUCCUCUCUAAUUCUGCAAACACAUCAGGAAACAGUGAAGAAAGGAACAAUACUGCAAAGAAAAGAGAUGUUUUCAGGCCUUCUGUGUUUGAUAGAAUAGCAGGCCACCGUGACCAAUGUUGUGAUGAUGACACCAAACCGAAUUCAGAUUCCCAUCGAAUUCGGUGGAGGGAAACGGAAAAGGAACAUAGUGAUAUGAACAAGAUGGGACGGCCCUAUGAUGACUCCAAGCAGUAUCUUGAUAGCCACCCGAGUCCACAAGAGCGCUGGGGAAGCGCACAUAGUAAGGAGGGAAACUAUGACCGAUGCCGUGAUAAUAAGUGGAAUGCUCGCAGGGGUCCCAGUAAUAAAGAUUCUGAAAAUUGGCGUGACAGGUCAUAUUCAGAUAGAAAAGAUGACACUCCCCGUGAAAAAGUUUUCUCUCACGAUACAGGUCAUGGGAAAGAUGUUUGUGAUCCUGAGCAGGGGAAUGAAAGGGACAGUAAUAUUUCUCGAUCAUGGAACUCCAGCAAUUUUGUGAGCCGUGGCACGGGUGGUACAUCUGAUCAUCUUUCCCUGGCUCCACAGAAGCCAUACAGUAGUAAUAUUUCUCGGUCAUGGAACUCCAGCAAUUUUGUGAGCCGUGGCACGGGUGGUACAUCUGAUCAUCUUUCCCUGGCUCCGCAGAAGCCAUCUGCUUCAUUUGGAUACAGUAGGGAGAGGCAGGAAAGUGAUAGCCCAAACUCUACAAGUUUUCACAGAAGGUUUACAUCUGUUACGAGCAGAGUCAAUAGUCAAUCUUCACGCCCAUUCCACCUUGGCGUACUUUCUGCCAGGCCUGGUGGUGCAUCUAGAGACUCUCUGCGAUAUAGCAGGAUGAAAUUGCUUGAAAUUUACAGAACAACUGAUGUUAGAAACUUUGUAAUGCCAUUAGAUGAUACUGAGGAUAUCUCACUGUGGCAAGAAGAUCCUAUGGAGCCUUUAGCCCUCAUCGCACCUAAUGCUGAAGAAGCGGUGAUUUUGAAAGGAAUUGAAAGAGGAGAUGUCACAAACAGUUGUGCACAAGCUUGCAAAGAUGGUUCUGUUGGAAAAAGUAAUCCAGAUGUGGUGCCAUUAGAACAAUCAAACCUAACUGGAAAAGAAGAUCAAUCAGGAAGCAGUGAAGAUUUCAAGGGCAAAAUAACCAGAAGUAUCAGAGGAAUUCCUGGGGGUGCUGAUUUAAGCGAGCGCUUAAAGUCUGAUAAAUCUCCUUAUACUGCUCCACAAGAAUCUGAGUCUAUUGGUGGUCAUAUCCAUGGGCCAUCUAUUGAAUUUGGACAGCAAUACAAUGACUUGGACCCAGGAACUAAAGUUGGUGUAGAUGACAUUGUCAGUCCAGAAAACCUUUCUUUAUACUACAAAGAUCCAAAGGGGCGAACCCAGGGCCCUUUUUCUGGAUCUGACAUCAUUGGUUGGUUCGAGGCUGGUUUUUAUGGUAUUGAUUUGCUGGUCCGUGUUGCAAGUGCUCCUUGUGAUUCUCCUUUCUUAUUACUUGGGGAUGUCAUGCCACACUUACGAGCAAAGGUAAGGGUGCCUCCAGGCUUCAGCAAUGCCAAACCAAGAAGUAUGCCACAUCUAGGAUCAGCUUAUCUUGAGAUAUCUGAUUACGGGUCCAUAAACAAGAAUGGUAGUGUAACUGAAGCUGAAAAUCACUUUCUGGAGUCUCCAAUGUCUAGUAACACCCAGAAUCCCAGAGCAGAAACUAGCCCUGUCACUAGAGGCAUGAAUGAACGGAGCAGUAUAUUUGGCAACCUUUUUGUUUCUGGCAGUGAUGGUGUGAAUAGCGUAAACUAUCUUGCAGAACAGAAGAGGCUGUUAGAGAGGGAGAAUUCCUUUCAAAUAGAAGGUGAUAUCAUAUCAGUUGCACAGAAACAAAAGAAAGAUUCAACUCAGUCAACUACGCACUCAAUAUUGUUCCAUCAAAUGAUUGACCCAUCAAGUGAAGCUCUCCAACCUCAGAAUGUUAACCUGCUCUCGGUGCUGCUUCCUGCAGGAAAACAUCAAGCACCUGCUACUAAUUCUGGAUUGCCACUUUGGUCAGAUACUCCUGAGUCUGGGAAUCUGCAUCCUGGUGUGUGCGGUAUAGAUCCUGUUCAAGAGGUACAUAUGCACCAAAAUCUGCACAAUUCUCAGCAAAUAGGUAUUGAUCCUCAACAGCAUUACUCUGCAUCCCAGAAUCAACCAACUUUGGCUUGUUUGAACUCACAAAUCAUGCAGCCAGAAAAUUUUCUCAGUGAAAUAUCUCAGUAUCCUCAGUUAAACAUAUCGCAACAACAGUAUCUGCCAUCAGAACUACAGUUGCAGCCACUGAUGCCUGGAAUCCCUCAACCUCAAUCCUCUCUACUGAACAACAUCCUACAACUCAGGCAGCAGGAGCAUCAACAACAGCAACAACACAUUUCUCAGGUCCCACCUCAUGAUUGUUCCUCGCAGCAGCUUUAUGAUCCUUAUGGGACAAAUCAUAUUUCAUUGUCAUCUGGUGAUUGUUUGAAGCUUUGUCUUCAAAGAACACAAGAGAUACUUGAACUUGCUCAGAAGUUACCUUGUCAUGGUAUGCAUGAGAUACAACUGCCUGGUCAGGUUAUUGGUUUCUCGGAAAGUUGGGCUCCUGCUUUAUGGUUGCCCCAUGAGAUGAUGGGCCAUGCACCUCGGAAAGAAUGUUCUGCUAGUUUCACGCGGUACUUUGCAGUUAUUGAUGCUCCUUCAGGAAAAGAGAGUACUGUAGACUCACUAUCUAAGAAAACUCUGAACUCUGGAUCUAUUGAGGGCAGCAAGGUGACUGUUUAUGAAGAGAAAGGUUUUCCUCGAUCGUAUCAAGAUCUUGCAAAAUCGGAAAAUGUAUCAUCUCAUAUCUCCAAUCAAGUUCAUGAUGUGGAAAUUUCCUCUACCCAUCCUCAGUCAUGGAAACCUCCUCCAGGUGUUAGAACCAAAUCACUGUUGGAAAUUCAAGCAGAGGAACAAUUGAAAGCACAGAGGGAAAUGGCCAAGGAAAAUGCUAAAGUAACUACAACAGCGCCUUCGGUGUUAUCUAUUCCUUGGGCUAGCUUGGCUGAAACUUCUGAGCAACAGUUUGGAGAUGAGACUAAAUCUAUGGGUCAUCGAGAAAAUGUCAAUAUAUCACGGACUAAGAGAAGUCAGUUGCAUGAUUUAUUGGCGGAAGAGGUACUGGUAAAGUCGAAUGAUAAAGAUGCUGUCAUCAUAGACAGUGCUGAUGAUACAUCUUUUCCUCCUUUGGCACCUUAUGUUACUCAGUGUGAUGCUCAUUAUCUUGAUGAUGGUGAUUUCAUUGAGGUCAAGGACACAAGAAAGAACAGGAACAAGGCAGAGAAAUCCAAAGGUUCUGCAGUUAAAGCCCCAGCACCACUUGGUUCGUUUAAUCCAUCUGUGGUAUCUGUGCCUAUUGAAAAGGGAAAGUCUGUCAAGCAGGCCCAGCAAGAAAAGGACGAACUUCCUCCUCAGCCAAGUGCUCCAUCUCUGGGAGAUUUUGUUCCUUGGAAGAACGAUGAAGCAAAUGCUGCACCUGGCCCAGCAUGGUUUACUGACACUCUACAGGUGUGCGAACCAUUGUCUCUGAGAGAUAUUCAGAUGGAAGAACGGGAAUCAGGUAGUCUGCAACAAGUAGUACCAGCAUCAUCCCAUGCAAAAGAGCCUAUGAACCAGCAAAGUCAUGGGAAUGAUUCAUCCUUGCAAGGUUCUGGAUCACCUCCAUUGGGGGUUACCAAAACCCUCCAAAUGACUUCCCAUGUUUCCAGUCACUCCUAUACUAAUUCUGAUGAGGAUCUAUUUUGGGGGUCUCGUGAGCAUGCAAAGCAAGAUAAGUCGGAAUUCCAAUCUACAAGUGAGAGUGGAGGUUCCGUGUUCAAUAUGGCAUCUGCUGCAUUGGACAUUCAGAAGAAAGGGAAGAAAGGUACAAGGCUGAGCUCGUCUCUUUUGGGGUUCAAGGUUCACAGCAAUCGGAUCAUGAUGGGCGAGAUCAUGCAUGCGGAAGAUUAGACGGCGCCGAGCAGACUGGUAUAUAGUUGGCAUGUCGAGCCACGACGGCCACCAAUUCGUUUACUGAUGCACAUACACUUCACGUCACCUUUUUAGAACGAUCUUUUUUCAUAGGAGUGGAGCUUUCUACAGAUGGUUAUUAGUAGAGUGGAUCGUUCACUGUCACGGUUUCACGGCUGAAGCGAUGAGAUUUGGAAUUGAGGGACCGACAACAGAUUUGGUCUUCAAUGGCUGUAACUUAAAAUUCGUGUAAUAUCUUUGUUGCUGGGCGGAUUUUGUGAGACAGGCACUGCAAAACUAGAGCCUGGAGCUUCCAGAGUCACAGGUUUCACUUGCAGCAUGGAAUACUGCAAUGCCGAGUUUGAUCAUUCUGGAAACAGUUUUUUUUUUGUUAACUAUUCCUGAAAUUUGAAGUUCCUGGUGGGACUGUAUUUUUUGAAACAUAAAAGGGCAGAGCACUGCCCUAUCAUAUAAG
Setaria italica (foxtail millet) is the source of this 4491-nucleotide messenger RNA. RefSeq lists its product as uncharacterized. The transcript has 6 exons. The record is from RefSeq and is a predicted model, not a curated record. The coding region runs from base 201 to 4016 and encodes 1271 amino acids. Gene Ontology annotation, molecular function: protein binding. Lineage: Eukaryota; Viridiplantae; Streptophyta; Magnoliopsida; Poales; Poaceae.